AUGUCUGCAAAGUGGCGAGCUCUCCAGCAUCGCCAUCGUUAUACUUACAGUGCUAUCAUCUUCCCCAGCUCGUUCACAGCUUCUUUGAGCCAAUCUAGUUUGUCUCAGUCUUGUCCCAAAUUCUACUCGGACAUUGGAGAAUUGGUUUCGUUGAAUUCAAUCUACGCGCAAGUUAAUCACGCAAAGAGAGUUGUUUCUUCGUUCGGAGAGGUACUCGCCAAGACCCAUGAAAACGAAGGAGAGAGAGAGGCACUUUAUGUACGGGAAGCUAUUAGGUUUUUCUUGGAGAUUCUGUUCAUGGAGAAUUCUUUGCCUCUACAUAGGACACUUGUCUCAGCCUUGGCUAAAAUCCGUAAGUUCCAUUCGGUGAUGAGCUCAUGUUUUCGGGAGCUUUGUGAUGAAUAUGGUGGUUUGGAAGAUGGUGGGAAGCGAUUCUGUGUGUCUAGAGUUGCUUUAUCUGUGUUGGGUAUGCCAAAGUUGGGAUAUUUUGUUGGUAUAAUUGAAGAUUGCGCGGUUUUGGUCGGUCAUGAUAUUGUUUCGGGGUUGAAUGGUAUUAUCUUAGAGACUGAAGCUUGUGCUAGGCCUCCUCCUACUGUUAUGGAGCAAUGCCAAGAGGCUUUGUCUUGCUCGUAUUACUUGUUUCAGCGGUUUCCUUUGAAGUUUCAAGGUUUAGUUGGGGAGGAUGCAAGUUUUAUGGAGAGAGUUUUUGGGGUUCAAUUAAGCAUUUUGAAGUCGGUGGCAUUUUCUCGGGAUUGUUAUGUGGCUGCUGGUGUGAGUUUUUGUGCUGCUCUGCAGGUCUGUCUCAAAGACGAGGAGCUUGUAUUGUUUAUAGCGCAAGGUAUUUUUUGCUGGAGUAGUGCCGUUAGAUUUACUGAUAUCGUUAGCAAGAUUCCAUUUGCUGGGGACAUUUGUUCUGAGAUAUGCAGUUUUACAUCUUUGAGUAGACUCUGCUUGAUCCGAGGUAUUCUUACUGCAGUUUCUAGGGGUAUUCUUGUUUCCUCUUUUGCUCGGUUGAGUAACAGUGAUUGUGGUCACAAAACUAUUCUGUAUGACGGAAUUUUGCCCGAACUUUGUGAUUUAUGCGAGAACCCCACUGACAGCCAUUUAAAUUUCCAUGCACUAACUGUGAUGCAGAUCUGCCUGCAACAGAUCAAGACGUCUCUGUUAACUGAUUUAUCAGAAGAUUAUGAUCCUAUGCCAGACAGCAUGGCAGCUCGGGUACUCAAACUUAUAUGGAACAAUUUGGAGGAUCCUUUGAGCCAGACAGUCAAACAAGUUCAUCUCAUGUUUGACCUCUUACUAGACAUUCAAACCACGGUUCACCAGACAGAUGAUAAAGUGGGAGCAAGGGAAUCUUUGCAGAAAAUUGUCAAAUAUCUUCUUCGUUUAGGAUCACGCUGUAAGGGAAGGUACGCUCCAUUAGCAUCCUUGACAAAGCGGUUAGGUGCUAAGACUUUGUUGGCUAUGAGCCCUAACCUACUGUUUGAGAUGGCAAAUGCAUAUAGUGAUGAUGAUGUAUGUUGUGCUGUCACAUCAUUUAUAAAAUGUUUCCUUGAAAUGUUGCGUGAUGAAUGUUGGGGGAGCGAAGGUGUUGAACAGGGUUAUGCGCGUUAUCGAGAACAUUGUUUGCCUCCUUUCCUUUACGGGCUUGCUUCUGGCAUUUCGAAACUCAGGUCCAAUUUAAACACGUAUGCAGUACAAGUUUUGCUGGAACUGGAUGUAGAUAGUAUAUUCCCUUUGCUUGCGUUUAUAUCAAUUAGGCCGAGUGACGAAGAGACCAAGCUAAUAUAUACUGAGCUGAGUAACAUGAGUAUAGAACUGACUGUUGAACAGAAAGUGGCUGUUUUAGUGUCACUGCUGAAAGUUUGUCGUACACUUGCAUUCCUUGAAGGGGAUAUUGAACAAAAAGGAAGUGUUGAUGCAUUUGCAUUUGUCCAAAUUAAGGGUAUUGAGUUAAAAGUUCCCAUUGAGUGGCUAAAAAUGGCCUUAACCCAUGUUGAUGAGUCGGUUCGUGUGGAUGCUGCAGAGACUCUCUUCUUAAACCCCAAGACAGCUAGUCUUCCAUCCCCUUUAGAGCUCUAUCUCAUGAAGGUAGCUGUUCCCUUGAACAUGAGGUCAUCUUCUACAGGUUUUCAAAUGAAAUGGACCAGUUUGUUUGGGAAAUUUUUUUCUCGGGUCCGUACGUCGCUGGAAAAGCAGUAUAAGCUAGGGAGCUGGCAACCACUUCUAGCCAUUGGAAACAGUGAGCCAUGUUUAAAUAAAAAAGGCGACGAGAAUGCAGUCCUACGAGCAGAGAGUCUGUUCAAGUUUAUGAGGUGGUUGAGUUCCUUUUUGUUUUUAUCUUGCUACCCUUCGGCUCCUUUUAGGAGAAAAAUAAUGGCGACGGAACUUAUAAAGAUCAUGAUUGAAGUCUGGCCUGUCGUGCCUUCUAAGGGCCCCACUUUGCAUGAAGGUCAUCUUUACCCAUACUGUGAUAUUGUGACUUCGCAUGAUUCAACAUUAUUGCUGGUUGGAUCGAUUGUUGAUAGUUGGGACAAGAUUAGGGAGAAUUCUUUCCGUAUUUUGCUUCAUUUUCCAACUCCAUUUACUGGCGUUUCAAGUGAAGACAUGGUCCAAAUCAUUAUUCCUUGGGCCAAACAACUAGUCUGCAGUCCACGGGUAAGAGAGAGUGAUGCAGGUUCUUUGACUCUGAGGCUUGUCUUUAGAAAGUACGUAUUGGACCUUGGAUGGAUAGUCAAGGUUUCGACCAAUGUUGUUUGUUGUCAAAGAGAGAGUGAAAGCAUGAAUGGUCUUUAUCAGAACUCUAAACCCAUGUAUCCUGUGAUUGAGUAUAUCAAAUCAGUUAUUGAUUGGCUUGAUGGUUCUGUGAAGGAGGGAGAGCGUGAUCUCUCUGAAGCAUGCAAGAACAGUUUUGUUCAUGGGGUAUUACUGGCUUUGCGUUAUACUUUUGAGGAAUUAGACUGGAGCUCUAACGCAGUGUUAUCUAGUAUAUCAGAGAUGAGAAAGGAACUGGAAAAGCUUCUUAAAUUGGUGACACGAAUAACUACAUUAGCACUCUGGGUGGUUUCUUCAGAUGCUUUGUGUUUGCCUGAGGAUAUGGAUGACAUAAUAGAUGAUGAUAGUUUCUUGUCAGAUGUUCAAGCUAAUGCUGCCCCUGUUGUCUCAGAGGAACACAAGAAUACAUAUUCAAAACCUAUGCAUCAAACAGUACAAUCAGAACAGGUAGUUAUGGUUGGUUGCUGGCUCGCUAUGAAGGAGGUGAGUCUUCUUUUAGGAACCAUCAUAAGAAAGAUUCCAUUAUCUACCGGCAGCCAUACACCUUUGGAAAAUGGUGAUCCGGCUUCUGCAGUCCCUGAUGAUUCAGUGAUAGGAAAUUCUGAAUCUCUGCUUGACCUGAAGCAACUUGAAAAGAUUGGAGACCACUUCUUGGAAGUACUUUUGAAAAUGAAACACAGUGGUGCGAUAGAUAUGACAAGAGCUGGAUUUACAGCGCUGUGCCACCGUUUACUAUGUUCUAACGAUCCAAGACUUUGUAAGUUGACAGAAUCCUGGAUGGAGCAACUUAUGGAAAGAACUGUGGCCAAAGGACAAACAGUGGACGAUUUGUUAAGAAGAAGUGCAGGAAUUCCUGCUGCAUACAUUGCUCUUUUUCUCUCAGAGCCGGAAGGUUCACCAAAGAAGCUUCUCCCACAGGCGCUUCGGUGGCUAAUAGGUCUUGCAGAGAAGCCUCUCAUGGAUACCAUGGAACAGAACGGUUCUAAACAUAUGAAUGAGGAGGUCAAUUCUUCUGAUAUGCAUUCAAGCAAAAAACUUUCAAAGGUCCGUGAUGAAGGUGUUGUUCCAACGGUGCAUGCUUUCAAUGUUCUCAAAGCUGUUUUCAAUGACUCAAACUUGGGCACUGAUACUUCUGGGUUUUCAUCGGAGGCUAUGAUUGUUUCAAUAAGAUCCUUUUCUUCACCAUAUUGGGAGGUCAGAAACAGUGCCACACUUGCAUACACUGCCUUGGUCCGUCGAAUGAUUGGAUUCCUUAAUGUUCAAAAACGUAGAUCUUCUCGGCGUGGCUUGACUGGGCUUGAAUUUUUUCACAGGUACCCCUUGUUGCACCCUUUCAUAUAUAGUGAACUAAAGGCGGCAACUGAUUUGCUCGACACAUCUGGUCCAUCAGAUUCAAACCUCGCAAAUCUUGUCCAUCCGAGUUUAUGGCCCAUUCUCAUUCUCUUAUCUAGGCUUAAGCCUUCACCCAUUGCAAGUGAAACUGGAGAUGACCUGGACCCGUUCGUUUUCAUGCCCUUUAUUGUGAAAUGCUCUACUCAAAGCAAUCUCCGUGUUCGUGUUUUGGCAUCCCGUGCUCUAGUAGGUCUUGUUUCCAUUGAGAAACUCCAAACUGUUCUUCUCCAAAUUGCCUCAACAUUACCUCCUAAUGGGGCCCAAGGUGGGUCCUUCAAUUAUCUGCACGGAAUUUUGUUGCAACUUGGUAAUCUCCUAGAUACAAACUGUAGAGACCUUGCUGAUGACUCUAAGAAGGAUCAGAUUAUUGGAAAAUUGAUCAAUGUCCUUGCAAAAUGCACGUGGAUGGCUUCUCCAUUGUUGUGUCCGUGCCCGAUCCUCAGUACAUCAUUCUUAAGAGUACUUAAUCAUAUGCGAGUUAUUGGAUCAACAUGCUCUGAAAGCAAAAAUCUAAGGGACAUUUACAAAUUGCAUUUGGAUCUAUCUACAAAUUGCUUGGAUGCAGAUGGUUCUUAUGGUUUCUCCUAUUAUGACCCUACGAUUGCUGAGCUUAGGGAACAAGCAGCUGUAUCUUAUUUUGGUUGCGUAUUUCAGCCAUCUGAUGAAGCAGCUGAAGUUUUCCAGAUUAUUCAAAGACCACACUUGCGAUUGCAGAAAGUUCCUGGAGCAUCAGAUUUUCCUGACCUUAACGAAAGGCUCCUUCGUUGUAUAUCUGAUCAAUCAUAUGAAGUUCGUCUUGCAACACUGAAGUGGUUUCUGCAGUUUCUGAAGUUGGAAGAUUCCAGUUUCUUAGAGUCGAGCAGUAUUUGGAACUGGGCAAAAAAGGGUCUCCAGGUGAUAUUAUUGGAGCUCUUGGACAAGGAGAAAAACCAUAAAUGUGAGAAUUACAUUCUAAGGGUUCUUUGCCAGUGGAAUCUUCUUAUGUUAAAAAAAUCAUCUAAAGGGGAAUCUGUUGAAGGCAUUUAUGUUGGUUCGUUGAAUUAUGAUUCGGUGUUUCAUCUUUGGGGAAGGCUGACUUCGCUAUAUGAGAGCGCACGACAUGCGAAAACCCGAGGUACACUCAUGUGUUGCCUGGCAAUUUGUGUGAAGCAUCUCACAGGUUUGUUCUUCCACAAAAACGAAUCUGAAGAGGAAGAGGAACCAAGAAGGGGUUUUGUAAUUGAUUGUGUCUCCUACUUUGUUAACUUGAUCAAACAGAAAAGCUCAUCAUCCGAGCAAGUGAAUGUCCGCCUGGCAUCUGCAGAAGCUAUUAUAGCAUCCGGUAUACUGGAACAAGCGAAGCUCAUCGGUCCUCUUGUCUCAAAUCACCAAAUUCCUUCUGCAGCUACACCAAGCAAGUUUCAAAAUGCUUGUGAUGUAUACGCAUACCAAAUUCUGGAGAUGUGGUUCACUUGCAUCAAACUGUUGGAGGAUGAAGAUGAUCCCAUCAGGUCAAAACUUGCUAUGGAUGUCCAGAAGUGUUUCUCCACUGACAUGGAAGUUCCUACUCAAGUAGAGAAGGUCUUGGAAUUGAGCUUCAAUCAUUUAUCUUCUGUCUUUGGGCACUGGAACGACUAUUUCCAAUAUCUCUCGAGAUGGGUCUUCAACACCGCAGAUUACACAUCCCUUCCAAAGGGAGGUAGUGAUCUAGUGAGACGGGUUUUCGACAAGGAAAUCGAUAAUCACCAUGAAGAAAAGCUUCUGAUCUUGCAGUUUUGCUGUUACCAUCUACAGAGACUACCAAACAGAGAAUUUUCCCCGGGACAACUACUCGAGUGGAGGAGUAAAUUCCACAACCAGUUGCUUUCUUUCACUAAAGACCAUGUCGGGAAACAAAGAGAGAGCUGGGUAGGCGGGGUCGGGAACCACAAGGAUGUGUUUUUGCCACUCUAUGGUAAUCUCCUCGGUCUCUACGUCUUCUCCAACGGCAUUUUCAGAGUCUCAACUGAUAGCAAUGACAAGAAAACUCUGUUUUCUGAUAUGGUUGAACUUGGGGAUGCCCUGAAUCCGUUUUUGAGGAACCCUCUGGUGUCUAACAUGUUCCGAGUAGUUGUCAGUUUACAUGAGAAGUCGCUGGAUGAUUCGUUAGUGGAUUUAUCUACUGUUCUUGCAGGAGAUAUUUGGGAAGGUUUUGAUCCAUAUUUUCUUCUCACAUAG
Molecule: messenger RNA, 6363 nt
Organism: Arabis nemorensis
Lineage: Eukaryota; Viridiplantae; Streptophyta; Magnoliopsida; Brassicales; Brassicaceae
Source: the annotation of a GenBank genome assembly